Molecule: messenger RNA, 1772 nt
Organism: Erigeron canadensis
Lineage: Eukaryota; Viridiplantae; Streptophyta; Magnoliopsida; Asterales; Asteraceae
Product: hexokinase-1-like
Exons: 9
Coding region: 47-1534 (495 amino acids)
Biological process (GO): glucose 6-phosphate metabolic process; intracellular glucose homeostasis; glycolytic process
Cellular component (GO): mitochondrion; cytosol
Molecular function (GO): fructokinase activity; ATP binding; glucokinase activity
Source: RefSeq, a predicted model, not a curated record
CAAGUUUACAUUUAUUUGGUUAGAAAUUUUAUAAAAAGAUUUACGAAUGAUGGGAAAGGUGACGGUAGGGGUGGCGGUGGUUGGUGCCGCGGCAGUAUGUGCUGCCGCGGCGCUGGUGGUACGUCACCGUGUUAAAAGCUGUUGUCCGAACAAAUGUGUUCGGGCCAGUGAUAUAUUAAAAGAACUCGAGGAAAAAUGUGCCACACCUGUUUCGAAACUGAAACAGGUGGCGGAUGCAAUGACGGUUGAGAUGCAUGCUGGUUUGGCUUCUGAAGGUGGAAGUAAAUUAAAGAUGCUUAUUAGCUAUGUAGAUAAUCUUCCUACAGGGAAUGAGGAAGGAGUGUAUUAUGCGUUGGAUCUUGGAGGAACAAAUUUCCGGGUUUUACGGGUGCAGCUAAGUGGCCAGUCUGGUAUUGAACAUCAAGAGUUUGCGGAGGUUGCAAUACCUCCUCAAUUGAUGGUUGGAACUGGGGAAGCACUUUUUGACUACAUUGCAUCAGAACUUGCAAAAUUUGUUUCUGAUGAAAGUGAAAAGUUUCGGCUAGCUGAAGGGAGACAGAGGGAGUUAGGUUUCACCUUCUCAUUCCCCGUGAUGCAGUUGUCUAUCGAUUCAGGGACUCUUAUUCGGUGGACAAAAGGCUUUUCAAUUGAUGAAAUGGUUGGAAAAGACGUGGUUGCAGAAUUGACAGCUGCAAUGAAACGACAAGGCGUUGAAAUGCGUGUUUCUGCUCUGGUAAAUGAUACGGUUGGAACAUUGGCUGGAGGUAGAUAUGAUGACCAAGAUGUUGCUGUAGCAGUGAUCUUGGGUACUGGAAGUAAUGCAGCUUACGUAGAACGAGCUCAGGCUAUACCAAAAUGGCAUGGUCCACACCCUAAAUCAGGAGAAAUGGUCAUCAACAUGGAGUGGGGUAACUUCAGGUCAUCACAUCUUCCGUUAACAGAAUAUGAUAACACACUAGACUUUGAAAGUUUGAACCCCGGGGAACAGAUAUUUGAAAAAAUGAUUUCUGGCAUGUACCUGGGAGAACUUCUUCGUAAAGCUCUAUUUAGGAUGGCUGACGAAGCUGCUCUUUUUGGUGACGCGAUUCCCCCCAAACUAAAAACUCCAUUCAUUUUAAGGACACCUGAAAUGUCUGCAAUGCAUCAUGACACUUCCUCUGAUCUCAAGGUAGUAGGGAGCGUAUUGAAAGACGUAUUUGAGAUAGAAAACGCACCACUAUCAACAAGAAAAAUCGUGGUAGAGGUAUGCAAUAUACUUGCUACACGAGGAGCCCGGCUAGCUGCUGCUGGGAUAUUGGGCAUUUUGAAGAAAACCGGAAGAGACACCAUUAGAGACGGAGAGAUCCCAAAGACAGUCAUUGCAAUGGAUGGGGGGCUAUACGAACACUAUACUGAAUACAGACAUUGUCUCGAGAACACUUUGCAUGAAUUGGUUGGAGACCAACUUGCAAAAGACAUUAAACUUAUACAUUCCAACGAUGGGUCUGGCAUCGGUGCAGCUCUUCUUGCAGCAUCUCAUUCCCAGUACCUCUAAGGUUUAACAUAUACAAUCUUUUUUGAUCGAGAACAUACUCCGAUCAUAGUACAUAAUGAUUGGACACUGUUGUUAAAAUUUCCCUAAAUAUAUCUCUUAGUUUAGGUGAUAUCCAUUAUGCAAAAUGGUCUAAUUUAUGUUAAAAAGUGUAUGAACUUAUUUAGGAUCCUGGAAGUGGCUUUGCUACUAGUUUUGUUAAUUCUUUUUCAUUUUGGAGCUCAUUAAGUUUAAUAAAAAU